Messenger RNA from Rhinopithecus roxellana (golden snub-nosed monkey), 5022 nucleotides. It is a transcript of the gene FRMD5, whose product is annotated as FERM domain containing 5. Lineage: Eukaryota; Metazoa; Chordata; Mammalia; Primates; Cercopithecidae. The coding region runs from base 218 to 1930 and encodes 570 amino acids. Gene Ontology annotation, cellular component: cytoskeleton. Gene Ontology annotation, molecular function: cytoskeletal protein binding. The record is from RefSeq and is a predicted model, not a curated record. The transcript is spliced from 14 exons.
AGAGCCCGGCGCUUGAUCUGGGCUGGGGGGAGGUGGUGGCGGCUGAGGGAAGGAGGAGGAUAAGGAGGAGGAACGAGGCCAGCAGGAGGCACCGGCAGCGACUGGGCCGGGGUGAUGUUGCAGGUGCCCGGGGUCGGCGCGGAGCUGCCGGGCUGAGGGACGCCUGGUCCAGGGUCCGCAGCGUCGCCGCGUCGCUCCCGGGCGGGCGGGCGGGAAGAUGCUGAGCAGGUUGAUGAGCGGCAGCAGCAGGAGCCUGGAGCGCGAGUACAGCUGCACCGUGCGGCUGCUGGACGAUAGCGAGUACACCUGCACCAUCCAGAGAGAUGCCAAAGGCCAGUACCUGUUUGACCUUCUUUGCCACCACCUGAACCUACUUGAGAAAGACUAUUUUGGUAUCCGCUUUGUAGACCCGGAUAAGCAGCGGCAUUGGCUGGAAUUUACAAAGUCUGUGGUGAAGCAAUUGAGAUCCCAGCCUCCAUUCACCAUGUGCUUCCGUGUGAAGUUUUAUCCUGCAGACCCUGCUGCUCUGAAAGAAGAAAUAACCAGGUAUUUAGUCUUCCUCCAGAUCAAAAGGGAUCUCUACCACGGCCGACUCCUCUGUAAAACAUCGGAUGCUGCCUUGUUAGCAGCUUACAUCCUUCAAGCGGAGAUUGGGGAUUAUGACUCAGGGAAACACCCUGAAGGCUACAGCUCCAAGUUCCAGUUUUUCCCUAAACAUUCAGAGAAGCUGGAAAGGAAAAUUGCCGAGAUUCACAAGACAGAACUCAGUGGUCAAACACCAGCAACAUCAGAGCUGAACUUCUUAAGAAAAGCACAGACAUUGGAAACAUAUGGAGUGGAUCCUCACCCAUGUAAGGACGUGUCAGGAAAUGCUGCAUUUCUCGCCUUCACUCCUUUUGGGUUUGUUGUUCUUCAAGGAAACAAGCGAGUCCACUUCAUUAAAUGGAAUGAGGUGACCAAGCUGAAAUUUGAAGGAAAGACUUUCUAUUUAUACGUAAGUCAGAAAGAGGAAAAGAAGAUUAUUCUUACAUAUUUUGCUCCAACUCCUGAGGCAUGUAAGCACCUCUGGAAAUGUGGAAUCGAGAACCAAGCCUUCUACAAGCUGGAGAAGUCAAGCCAAGUCCGCACAGUGUCCAGCAGCAAUUUAUUCUUUAAAGGGAGCCGGUUCCGAUACAGUGGCCGAGUUGCAAAGGAAGUCAUGGAGUCAAGUGCUAAGAUCAAACGGGAGCCACCGGAAAUACACAGAGCAGGGAUGGUUCCCAGCCGGAGCUGUCCCUCCAUAACCCAUGGCCCAAGGCUGAGCAGCGUCCCCAGGACCCGCAGAAGAGCUGUUCACAUCUCCAUCAUGGAAGGCCUAGAGUCCCUACGGGACAGUGCCCAUUCCACGCCAGUGCGUUCCUCUUCCCAUGGGGACACCUUCCUGCCUCACGUGAGAAGCAGCCGGACAGAUAGCAAUGAGCGAGUAGCUGUGAUUGCAGACGAGGCCUACAGCCCUGCAGACAGCGUGCUGCCCACCCCUGUGGCUGAGCACAGCCUGGAGCUGAUGUUGCUUUCCCGGCAGAUCAAUGGAGCCACCUGCAGCAUCGAGGAGGAGAAGGAAUCUGAAGCCAGCACCCCAACUGCUACAGAGGUGGAGGCCCUUGGGGGAGAACUGAGGGCCCUGUGUCAGGGGCACAGCGGGCCCGAGGAGGAACAGGUGAAUAAGUUUGUUCUAAGUGUCCUCCGUUUGCUCCUUGUGACCAUGGGACUCCUCUUUGUUUUGCUCCUCCUCCUGAUCAUCCUUACCGAGUCUGACCUUGACAUUGCCUUUUUCCGCGAUAUCCGCCAGACCCCCGAGUUUGAACAAUUCCACUAUCAAUACUUUUGUCCCCUCAGGCGAUGGUUUGCCUGCAAAAUCCGCUCAGUGGUGAGCCUGCUCAUUGACACCUGAGAAGGCAUGACUCCUCCCAAAAACUAGCCAGGUGGACCAAGGAGCCCAGCUACCCAUUCCCAGCAAUGGGACCCAUCGCGGAACCAUCGGCACAUAUACCAAGUCCUCCUCUCAUGACUCAAAGUCCACUGCAGCCUAGGAGGGUGUUUCCCAGAAGAAGAAAGGGAUAGGCUCACGCCCUGUCUAAACAAACUGGGAAAACUAAUUUUCUUCAGAAGUUAUUUCAAGAAAGGCUCAGCAACUCUGUUUCUCAUCUUUCCAAUUUGCAGGAUAAUUUUUGGUUUAUGAAUUUUGAUUUUUCAUAGAUGUGUAUUAUUUUGAAGUAUCAAAUAAAAAUAAUUUAUUUUACUAUUACUGAUUAUUGCAGUAGUGUCACCUAGCAGAGGGGACACUAGUUGAAUACUAGAGAGCUGCUGUCCUCUGUAUUCUGCAGGAGCUUUCCUGCUGGUGCCACUGGGUUCCAGUAGAUUCGUCACUGCAGCCUCAGCAGGGUAGGCCAGGGAUCUGGACAAUGGGGACUGUUUAGUUUUUUUUGCCAGACAGAACUUUUAAAAAAGUAAACAUCCAUGUAGAAUGAUUAAAUGGAAAGUUGCUUCUUAUGAUGGUCUGAGUUGGAUUUUCUUUUCCUUUUGUUUUUUCAAAUCUGAGCAGAGUGGGCAUCUGAAGGGACCACCGCUACAGCAGCAGCAGCAGCAGGGGUGGGGUAAGUCUGUCCCCUUAGUCUAGAGCCUAGUGGGCAUCACCAUAGUUUUGUAUAAUGAAACUAGACUUAACAUGAUUUUUUUUUCUGAAGAACCUCAAGACUUUUAUAGUGCUCCAGGGGCGUUAAAUGAAUUCAGUGGUGCCAGAGAGUUCUGUCAGAAAUGUUGGACAAAGUAUGGUUAAGAGAAAGCAGAGUUAAGUUACCUGAGAGACUGUUGAGAUUUGGAGAGCAGUGCUUAUUUUAUAUACACCCCCCAACCCAAAGACUAUUUCAAUUUAUAUUUUAACAACAAAAUGUUAUUUUCUUAACAAUUCAUAUUUUGUUUUUACUUUAUGGAUUAAGAAAAUAGAGCCUGAUGAACUAAAUGAUGCAAGAAAGAAACCGAUCCUGAGAAUGAAAAGCUUCAGAAAAUAGAAUUCCAAGAUCAACAGCCUUAGAAGGGACCAGGAAAAGAAUCUUUUAAAAUAGGAUUUCUAAGAGAUGCCUACAAAACACAGAAGGUGACCGUGGCAGAGACCAACACUUAGAUGUAGAAAUGCUGCCCCUUAGGGUCAUCCUCUGCAUAAGUUCUAGGAAAGCAUCACCAUCCUUGCAGAGGGAAGUCCUGGAAGCACACAGAAGCACAGGCAUAUGAAGGGUGAGUGUGGGGUCCUAGGCCCAAGCUCUUCAACUCUAAAACCAAUCACACACAAGAUCCUGUUUUCAUCUCAGGGAGAGAUUUCUAAGUCAUCUGGGGCUUGAGGGCUUAUUUAAGGAUGGUCAAUGGACAUAUUCCUGGACCCACACAAAAGUAGAGCAGCUGCUGAUUCCCUAAUCGGACAGCCCCAAACGCAGAACAGAAUGAGUCACUUGUAGAUUUGACCUCCCCUAUUUUGUCCCCUGAGAUGGUAGAACCAUGUCCAUGUUUAGAAUACAACUGUGGAAUAACUGGGGCUCUUAGGGAGAGAUUUGCAUAAUUUUAAAGACAUCCUUUCAUCUGGACCAGAGGUCAACAAACUUCUGUAAAGUGCUACACAGGAAAUAUUUUGGCUUAGCACGCCUUGCUCUGUCACAACCACUCAAUUCUGCCAUCACAGCACAAGAACAGCCAUAAUUUGUAAAUGAAGGAACAUGGCUGUGUUCCAAUAAAACUUCAUGAAAAAAGUGAGAUGAAUUUGGCCUACAGGCCAUAAUAUGCCAAUCCUGAUCUAGACAGUAAAACCGAUCCUUACCAGUAUGUUAGCAGAAGAGGGUCAGUCAGCUCUGUUUCCAUGCCUGACAUGCAUUAAAGAUCUGAGACCUCUUCCCAGUGGAGGCACCAGGGUUGCUUGUUUAAAGGGUGCUUGAACAACUAACCAGCAGCAAAAAGAUGUCUGAUGCCAAAUGGGCAAGAUCAAAUACUGGAAUGCUAAAACACAGCUAGAAUCUAAGAAGGGAAGAGGGCCUCUCUGACCAUUUUCAUACCAGCAACAAUUUAGGCAGAAUUAUAAACAUCUAUUUAUCGAGUGACAAUACAAACCGAAAGAGAUCCUAGUAGAGAUUAGGGGUCAUUUAAAACCAACUAGCCACUGCCACUUGUCAUCUACAUAGCAAAGGCUUUAUUUAGCACAGGACUAACGUGAAAAGUAGACCCAGAGAUGAAAAGGCUGUCAGGAGACAGGGGGCUGGUGUCAACCUGGAUAUCUACUGUCUUAUGCAACAUAGAAGAUUACCUUUUAGUGUAGUGCUCCUACCUCAGUUUGUAGAAUCUGGUGUUUCUAUGCAGUGAGUGAUAGCCUCAACUCCGACCUUUCAUAUUCACAUUAGAGACAGAUGCAGUAUUCCAUAUCCUAGUAUGUUCCUUGUGUCUAGAGUUCUAACAGUACAGUAGUCUAUGCCAUUUCUAACAGCUAAAGUUUGCUCUCUAAACAGAAACUUUAGGGUUUUUUUCCAGGGCUCAUCCCAGAAAAUAUGGAUAGAAAAGUUUCCUUCAGUUUGCUUUUCAAAUAGUGCUUGAAUAAUAAACCUCCUUUGGUGAUUAGUCUUUUUUGGUAUAUCUCCACCAUUAAAAAUUGUUCAAGUUUUUAACCUGGUUAUACUGUGUUCUAACAUGUCUCUCAUUUUCUCUCAAAAUUAUUUUAUCAUUGUAGAAAAAGCACUGAUUUUCAUAGCUUCAUCUAUCAGAAUAAAACUCUUACUAAAGAAUAGCGUACUGCAUCUUUAAGCAGUAGAGGGUAAACUACCUGCAAAUGUGAAUUUCUUAGUUUCAUUUGAAAAUAUAUAGUUGUUAACCUUCCGUGUGCCAAAACCUCUUAAGUUACAUUUUCCUUCAAAGCAAUGUACUUUUUUCUACAUAUGCAGUAUGUAGUUAGCAUAAAAUCAUUGGUGCCAUGAAGAUUAUUUUUAAACUUAAAUAAAUAUUUAAAUAUCA